CAACUAUCCGCCCCCCUCCCCCUCCAAAGUACAGCUCCCAGCUCUAGUGGAUUCACGUUGUUCACAUCUGCGCCCGCACUGCACCGCGUCUCCUGCGAGCGCCGAAAAAGGCUGACGUACAAUCCCUGCUCCCCCCAAAAGCCCACCUUCAACACGCCUUUCCUUUGCCUUGUUGGACCUCAGCCUGCACCUCGCUAUCGUUACCGUCACCUCGACAUCUUAGCGCCACUCUCUCAUUCUUUUUUUUCCAUCCUCCAUUCUACCUCGACGACGGAACUGCUGCCAAGCCUCGUCACCAGUCUUCAUUCACUUCAGAAAAUUAGCACAUCAUCACUGCCCACACGUACUUUGCCAUCCGCUUUGAUCAUCACUACGGACAGGGGAAAAAACCACAUGCUAAUUUUGGCCAGCUGCUGCCGAGUCGUCUCUCGCGCCCGAGUGACGUCUCUGGAGCUCCAGGAUCCGCGUUGCAACACCUCAUUGCACCAGCCAGAUGGACCAGCCUACAGGAUCUUCGGAAGCAGAACGCGCGGUCUCCUCAGAGCCUAGCUCAACGAGACCGAACCCUUUUACCGAAGGCGACGAUUCUUCUCGGAAACGGCGCCGAACCUCGAUGUCUGGCGGCUCUCGCAGCCUCUCUGUCGAAACCACAAAGUCGGACCGCGAUACUUCAAGCUCCUCCAACGCACACCACGCCGACGACGCUGCCACACAAGACUCUGCCAUGAAAAUAGACACCAGCCCCUCCACGCCGCAGACGCCAGAGCGGCAGUCGACUGCACCAGAGCCCGCAACCGAGCCAGCUUCGAGCCGGGUCACGAUAAACCUGCGCAAUACUGCCCAGCCCGAGCCUUUCUCCUCAUCCCCCGUCUCCCCGACGCCGCACACAUUGCCAGGCCGGCCGACCGAACCACCAGAGAGGUCCAAGAAGAGUCUGGAAGACUUGGAAGAAGUUGACAUGGGUCAAGCUCCCAUUGAGAUCACAGACACCCCGCCUUCUUCCUCUUCAAGCCCGCAGAGUCCUGAGGUGGAAGUGGUUGCCAUACCUGACGACGAUCAGGAUGCUCCGUUCGACGAGGAGGUCGGCAUCAUUCGCGAGGAUGCGGCGUCCUUUGAUCCGACACCCGAUUUCCCAUACCAUGAUGCCCAUGAGUCGUUGCCGGAAACGGUUGGAAAGCUGGUUAACUACCUCUCUUCUCAAGCGCCGCCAGAGGAGGGUGUUUUGGAGUCUCUGCGUUCUUGGACAAUCCAAUACACAAAAUACGUCGGUAUCGUCGGGACGAGAGCCGCCUAUGAGUCUCAAGUGGCUUAUCAUACAUUCUGGCACAUGUUUCCAGAGAUUGCAUGGGUAUUGUCUAACAGAAAACAACCUGUCUCUGCGGAAUGCCGGCAGAUCAUCGCCGACUUCUUCAUAGCCUACUCGAGAAUGGCCGCCUACUUCGUUGAAUUCGAUCUUCUCACUGCUCAGGCAUUCCGGGCAUCCUCAGACGACGAGCCCCGCCAACCAGAGUUCCUUCUUUACCGGUUUUUACAGCCACUGACAUCCUUCGCCAGAAGAGAACACAAUCGAAUCCAGAAUGGUCAGCUACAUGAAGAAGAGAUGCUUGGUACGGAGAUGAUGAAUACAUUUCAGUCGGGAACCGGAAGUAUCAAAGGGUUGAUCAAGCUCGCCCAGAUGCAUGUGAGCAACACGUCGAAGUACCAGCAUCUGAUGGAUGUGCUUUCACCCAUUUGCAACGUUGCGGCCCUCAUCCUCCAGAAGACCAUUCAAGGCAUUUACCCUGAUGCCCCUUCUUCGAGCCUGGAAACUGCGAAAAACCGCCUGGCGGACGGCCAUACCUUGUACCACCUGGUUGCGGAUGCCUUGCACAGAACGAUUGAAAACAAGGUGACACAACUCUCGAACGAAAUGACGCAGGGUCUUGUCACUUCCCUAUCGGAUAUCCUCAAAAUCUCCUUGGGCAGCGACCAUAGACUGGCUACAGAGCGGCUCAAAGCACACCGGCAAGCACAUCCCGACCUGCCCCAUCGGUUCACGCCGGAGGCCAUCUCCUCGGAAUGGCGAUUGGGCGUGUUUGGGAAGCUGAUCACGUCAAGCCAGAUGCAACUGCGUGUUAUGGCGGCCUCGACCAUGUGUCAUGAUCUGGUCACAUGCUGGAAAAGGUACAAUGACAACGAAGACGAGGACUGCAAGCUCUUUUUGAACUACGUGGCUGAAUAUCUUCUUGGGACCAAGCUGGUCGACUACAUCCUGGGUCCAACCUGUCAUCCCGAAAUUACCGUCGAGAGCGGCAACAUCGUGGGCUUCUUGGUGGUCACCCGCUUCUACCGCAGCGAGCAAACAGACUUGCUCUGGCAGACAAUCACGACCACGCAGGACCCACGUGUGUCAGAAGCCCUGAUUCGUAUGACAACGACCAUCGUCAAUCUGUUCUACAAAGAGGAGCUGCUCUACUUGUGCGAAAAGUUGCAAACCUUACCGAUAGAAAACUUCACCCCGCCCGUACGAGGCCUUUGCGAGAACAGCCUCAGAGCCCUCCAGACUAAGAUUCAGCUCGCGGGAGAAAACCAGAGCGUCCUGCCGCUGAGGAUCUGCAUCCGGCUUCUGCGGGAGUCCUCGGUAUACGUUUCGGAUUCGGCUGUUGCUCAUCCCGACGUUCACCACUUUGCUUUAAACAAACUGAGAGAGCUCGUGAGAGAUGGCAUUGAGCCUGAAAUUCGCAGAGAAAUCUAUCACGACUGCAUCAAGGACAUAGCCUCGAAAACGCCCACGACAUUAGGAACCUUGUCGUGCCUUUCGGUGGCCUUGCGGCCCGCUGUGGCUUCAGAGUUGCGCGUGCUGACCACGGAACACAACCUGACCCUGUUGCUGGUAGACGAGCUUGAGCAUGCGAUCAAGCAAGGCAAGCAAGCUGGCAUCCGAAGGAUUAUUGGUGGAACCUUUAACCAUCCCCGCAGGGACCUCAUUGCAAACAUUCUGGUCCACGAGCCCUCCACAAUUACAUCGGGCCUUGGACCGCGCCUAUGGGACAUGCUUGUUGGUCAUGGCGCCGCCUGUCAGGACGAUCGGGACGAUGGAUGGAAGAUCCUCAACGCCACCCCAAAGACGGCCCACGGAAACCCGUUCCUUUCGGUCUGCUUCAGUGAGUAUCUGCCAAGUCUUCCUCGUGACUGCCUCUGCGGAGGUGCUCUGGAGUUUGUGAGGAACGCAGUGCUCCCUCGCGUCAACGAGAUCAACGACAUCAUUUUGGAUGAUGGUGAAAGUCUUGCGCAGAGUGGGGUCGAGCAACUCUGGCGUAUGAUUCUCGAUGCCGAGGAUGCCGCAAUCGUGGCCAAGGAAAUGACACUAGUUGAUGCCGCGAUCCAGACGCUUGUGGGCGACAUCUAUGUCGACAGCGAGUCCAUUUUGGCGUACCCGCACCACAGGGCUUGUCAGGUUCACUUGGGACUUGUAGCUCGCUGCCUUGAGCAAAUGGAAGACUCUGCGAAGAGGCUGGAGGCUUUCAACGACGACACCCGGAGCGGUGACGAUGAGCCCAUGGUUAUUGUGGCAACCGAAGAGCAGAUGCUGGAACAGGAACGCAUUUUCACACGAUCUCUUGCAGUUCUUCGGCACUUUUUGAAUGCGCACCAGGCCAAGGCUCAUUUCUCUGCACCCGACCUUCGUGCUCUGACGCCUGGCUCGCCAAGCGUGGCCGAAGGUGAGCCUGCUGAGCUCAAAUUUCAGUCUUUCGAUGGCAAUACUCAGACGGACAUCAUGCCCCUCGAGGUUGGGAGACAGAACACCGCUGCAUCUCUACUGGCGAGCAUUCGCCAAGCGACUGGCUUCGACAACUAUCGGAUCUACUACCGGGGUCACCCCUUCGCUCCCAACGAAAGCGAUGUCUGCCGGUCUCUCGAAGAAUUGAAAAUCCACGACGGCCUAAUCUUGGUCAAACGGGAGGAGACUGGCACAGCCAUGGCAUCUAGGAUCAAGCCAGGCGCCUCCCUGUUGGAGAUUGAGAUCCUGGGCCACUUCGAUCAGCUAUGGAACUACUUGAGUAUGCAGGAAGUUAUUGCCGCAGAGAUUCACUCCUUCCUUACCAAAUUACCUGCCGACGCUCACAUGCUAGCUGCCUUCGACUCACCAGACACAUCGUAUCAGCAGAUUUUCCCUUCGGGGCAGCCUUUCAAGUCGCUUUAUGCCCUAUACGCCAUGACGGAGUAUAUCGCCACGGCUGGUCGUCGGCUGAGAGAAGUGCAGUCAUCUAUAUCUGAUGCAGAUGAUGCCAGAGUUGGGACAUACCUCGAAGCGCUAACCCGAGUGAGAGCCCUGGUUGUGGCGGCAAUUUCUGACCGUGACAUUCUGGUAGGCUGUGCCUCGGAAGCUCUAAAGAAUCGGUUAACGUUCAACUUGAUGAACGUAUACGGGCUGACUUUUAAAGAUCCUGAUCUCAUUGGAAUCGAGAUUCCUCCCAGUCCCGUGGCCAUAGCACCUGCGGACCGCCUCAUUGAAAUUCUCUGGUCGGCGGUCACCGCGCCAGGCCACACGAGCCUUAUUCCCCUGAUCGCAUCGACAUUCUCUGCAGUUCUUCGCAGUGCUUCCGUCGACACUGCUUUCUGGGUAUCCUUGAAAGCUGUGCCAAGUCUUGAGGAGUUGUUGGGAGUUUUGCUUUUGGAUGAGCCUUCCGAGGCAAUCCGUGCUAAUAUCGCCAAGCUCCUUGAGGAAAGGGUCAUCUCUCCUGACGAGUCUUCCCCGAAUACUAUCUCGCUCUGCGAAUUUCUCUGGCCGAUACUUCACCGGCUUAUUCCAAAGGCGGCGAAGUCCCCAAAGCAAUGCAGACAAGUCUUUGGCCUGUCUCUGUCACUUUUGCGCGAAAUGGCUUUCGAAUAUGCCUUCGUUGUAGACAUCCCUGCCUUGGCAAGCGAUUGCGGGAGGCUUCUUCUCGAGCACGAAUCAUCGGAACAACUGGGUCAUGGCGGAUACAAAGACGCCGUAGCCGACGGUUUGGUGAAGCUCUUACAGAGUUGCCUGAAUGAAGGGUCCGAUGUUGAUCUGGAGAACAGCCUGCCAGCAAACCUCGGGAAGAAGCUCUUCUGGAGACACUUGUUCCCCCCUCCUGGACAGCAUGGCUUGACUUCAAGUCGAUCCUGCAUCCUAUCGACCGAAACUAGAUCGAUUCUGUGCAAAAUCAUCUUCGACCUAGUCAGGGAUCGAGAUCGUGAGUUUACAGUUAUGCUUGAGGACCUCGAAAAGCUAGUGCCUUUCGACGAGUUCGAUAUUGACCCGUACCUUUACGAGCUACAGCCUCAGUUCGACCGAAUGUCUGCCGUGAGAGCGCCCUGCGGGUAUGCUGGACUUCGCAACCUGUCCAACACAUGCUAUCUCAACUCGCUGUUUACACAGCUUUUUAUGAACACAGGGUUCCGCCAAUUCAUGAUGAACGCUCGCGUUCCAAGCCAGGCCAACACGCAUGCGCUGCUCAGAGAAACCCGGAAGCUAUUUGCGUUCAUGCAAGAAAGUUCUCGGAAAUUCAUCGACCCAAGCUUGCUUGUCGGUUCGAUCAAGACGUACGAGGAGACAAUCAUCGAUGUACAUAACCAGAUGGACGUUGACGAGUUCUACAACCUGCUUUUCGAUCGCUGGGAAGGACAGCUCUCGACGGCGGAUGACAGAAAGGCCUUGAGGUCCUUCUAUGGUGGCCAACUUGUCCAGCAGGUUGCUUCCAAGGAAUGCGAUCACAUCUCCGAGCGACUUGAGCCAUUCUCGGCCAUCCAGUGCGACAUCAAGGGCAAGAGCACGCUUCAGGAUAGUCUCCAGGCUUACGUCGACGGCGAAAUCAUGGAAGGAGACAACAAGUACAAGUGUUCGAGCUGCGACCGGCACGUGGAUGCGGUCAAAAGGGCUUGCUUGAAGGACAUCCCAGACAAUCUGAUCUUCCAUCUCAAACGGUUUGAUUUCAAUCUUCGGACCUUGAUGCGGAGCAAGAUUAACGAUCACUUCUCGUUUCCCACGAAGAUUGACAUGCGCCCGUACACCAUCGACCAUUUGGGAUCUCCGUCUGAGUCUGGCGAAGAGGACAUCUUCGAGCUGGUCGGCGUACUCGUUCACGCAGGCACGGCAGAGUCUGGCCAUUAUUACUCGUACAUCCGAGAGCGGCCGACUGCGGCCUCCUCGGAGACAUGGUUCGAAUUCAACGACGACGUCGUUUCCCCCUGGGAUCCAGCAAAAAUGGAAGAGUCGACUUUUGGCGGCACGGAUGGGUCUGCGGAGACUGGCAUUUCCUACGACAAGACGUACAGCGCAUACAUGCUUUUCUACCAACGGUCCUCAGUUCUUAGAGCGGAGCAGGAGAAGCUGCAGAGCCUCUCGCUGACUACUCCACUGAAAAUGGACGUACCCGCCGAGGUUGCCGACCACAUCAACGGCGAGAAUGCAGUCCUACUUCGACGGCAUUGCCUCUACGACCCGAGCCACUCAAAGUUUGUGCUCCGCAUGUUCCAACAUGCAAAGAUGCGUAAUGGUGGCAAUUGCUCAAGCAUGCAUAUAAUCGAGCAACAUGCCAUGCACAUGCUUCUCGGCCACCUCGACCAGGUUGCCUCCCGGACCAAGGAUCUCCCCUAUUUCGAGCUGUUCCGUGAUGAGAUUGAGCAUGCCGUCGUCAACUGUGCUAAGUGCGCCGUGGACUUCUUCGAAUAUUUUCAGGAGAGGCAUGAGGCGUUUCGGCAGCUUCUUCAGAGAAAUCCCGAUUGCAACGUCAGAUACUCGGUCGGAUGCCUGUUCAUCACAGCCUUGCGGCAGAUCAAGACCUCCAAGCCCGAGAUCUGGGGGCUGUCCCAGGCAGACAUGGUCGAGGAUCCUGUCAUGAUGCAAGUUGUGCAAAUGUUCGAUACACUCUGGAGCAACUUCCACGCUAAUAUCCGGUCGUGGCCCGAGGUCUUCCAGACCAUCCUAGCCUUCGCACAAAUGGGUCCGCUGGAGACGGCCGUGCUUAUGUCGGAGGACUGGUUCUUCAGAGUCUUGCGCAUCGUCUUCGCUGACACCAACAUGGACCUUCCCAGCAACUACGCCCGAAUGCUGACCAAUGUCAUCCGCCGGAUAAACAAUACGCGUUCCACCUCGUAUGAGAUGAUCAUCCAGCUCAUCGACCACUUCAUGGACGCCUUGGAGGACGUUAUAGAUAUUCACACCAUUGUGGAAACACAUGAGAUGCGUUUGGAGAUCUACAUGGAGCAUCAGGCACCCAAGAUGUCUUGGACGCCCGACGAAGUAAACGUUCUCACCCAUGAAUGGAACAAAGGAACGGGCAGCACUUUUGUGAAGAAGCUGGUCGACCUCGACCAGGAGCCCAUCUACACAGCGUCCAUCAUCAAGCGCAUGAUUCACCUGAACCCCGACAUGAACCAAAAAGUAUUUUUAGCUAUUAAGAGCAUGAUUACAGGCCAAGUGGUACAGUAUUCGAUGACGCCCUACAUCAGAACCGCCGUGCUGUUCUCCGAGGAAAGUAGCAAUGCGGGCUGCGUCCAGGCGCUGUUCCGGCACGUCGCCUAUCAGUGCAGAAACCUGCAAAACACGGACGGCAAAGCCUUUCUCGACUUUUUCAGACUCGCCUACGCCAGCCUGCAGAACGAACGAGAAGAGGUUAGGGCCGCUCGUUACCCUCUGUACAUGGAGCACGUUCCCAUAUGGGCACCCUCGCUGCUGGGCUACUAUGACGCAGAGGUGCGGCGGGGGGCGGAGGAAUUCUUGUCUCUGUGGUUUGCAAACCACGAAGCGGCUGAGGACAACGACGACAGUAUGGCGGUUAUGUUGAACGCGGUGGCCCGGAGGCUUGCUAUGAACUGCCUCAUAUACCUUAGAGAGCAUGUUGUGCAGAGGCGCGCCCAGGUGGCCAAGCAGUCCACCGAACCCCUACUUGCCGUAAUUGCCAAGUGCGAGCCGUUCUUCACAAGUGGGGCGGGAGUCAACGGGAUGGGGCUCAUCAUGUACGAAGACUUCCAAGAGCUCUACCGCUCUGUUAUUGACCCGCUGCGACGCAUGACAGUGGAAGAAUUGGAGGAUGAGGGUUCCGACUGGGAGAAUUCAUGCGGAUCCUCGGAGCAGCUGGAGAGCCUUGCAGAUAUCAGCAUGCAGGCGGCUGGUGACCUGCCAGAGUCGGACCUGCAGUGACGGGAAGCCAACACAUACAUGCCUUUGACGAACUGAAUGACUACGGCAUUGCUUGAAGACGUUUUCGUUGUGCGAAAUGGUCGGAAACAGUCCGACCACGCAAGGAGUCUGGGAAAUGAGGAGUCUUCGCUUGGGACGGAUUCUGGGAUCGGCAGCACAAAGCGCUAUACAGGGUGAUGAGGGCUUCUUGCAUUUCAGCGGCGCGUCGGCGUUUUACGGACCCAGGGAUGGGUAAAAGUUUUCUUGCGUCUCAACGAGGACAGCAACGGCCAAGGGCGUGGAGUGCGAUGGUCUGGUUUCCAGCCAGCCGGCCAGCCAGCUCUUGAUCGUAAGAAAGGG
This is a messenger RNA of Colletotrichum navitas, 8488 nucleotides long. RefSeq names its product ubiquitin carboxyl-terminal hydrolase. The transcript is spliced from 11 exons. Gene Ontology annotation, molecular function: cysteine-type deubiquitinase activity. Gene Ontology annotation, cellular component: nucleus; cytosol. Lineage: Eukaryota; Fungi; Ascomycota; Sordariomycetes; Glomerellales; Glomerellaceae. The record is from RefSeq and is a predicted model, not a curated record. Gene Ontology annotation, biological process: protein deubiquitination. Bases 494 to 8149 code for a protein of 2551 amino acids.